This is a messenger RNA of Perca flavescens (yellow perch), 8557 nucleotides long. RefSeq names its product meiosis regulator and mRNA stability factor 1 (gene marf1). The transcript is spliced from 27 exons. The record is from RefSeq and is a predicted model, not a curated record. Gene Ontology annotation, biological process: regulation of gene expression. Gene Ontology annotation, cellular component: peroxisome; cytoplasm. The coding region runs from base 144 to 5642 and encodes 1832 amino acids. Gene Ontology annotation, molecular function: CCR4-NOT complex binding; RNA binding; RNA nuclease activity. NCBI's taxonomy places the organism in Eukaryota, Metazoa, Chordata, Actinopteri, Perciformes, Percidae.
GUAGGUUACAAAAAGGUGCGGGUGUUUGGAGGCAUAUCGGAGGAACAACAGUCCUUUGAGGACGAUGUGAAAGACGAUUUUCUCAGGAAAGCAUGAGAGAGAAGAGAGAUUAAGUAUGAUGAAAGUCUUCUCCGGGUUAUAUAAUGGAAGGACUGGAAAAGGAGAGAGCCAUAUGCAGCUCUAGACCCUUCCCAUGGCUUAGUCACCCCAAAACAGAGGCCUCAACCCUGCUAUGGAAACUUAAAGACUGCUUCCCCACCAAUGAGACAACCUCCGCUCAUCACACAGAUAAAAACAAUUACAUGGACAGCAGAAAGGCCGUGUUGGAACUGAAAGAUGUCCCUCCUCCUCCUCCUCCACUCCAUACUUCCUCUUCCCAAUCAUCCCAGCCCUUCUCUCUGGCCACUCUCCCUAUGCCUCCUCCCUGCUUGCCUCCUCCUCAGCUUACACAUGACUCCCAUCAACAACAACCACCACCACAGCAGCAGCAACAAGAGGGGACUAGCCCCAAAGUAAGCAUUUACACACACUGUGACUAUUGCAGCACAGAUGGCUACGGGUUAUUGGGUAAUGGAGGUGUUGUUGGUAGCAGUAGCAGCAUCGCUGGUGUUGUCUCACUCUAUAUGGCCCCAGGCUCUCUGGGAACACCCAUCAGCAGUAGCAGUAUUAGUAGGUUGGGCCCUUGCUCUGUAGCCUGCUCUGUAGCCUCAUCUGUUCAUCAGUAUAAACAUCACAUGAGCUGUGGAAGUGGAGGUGACGUUCUUGGUCCUUUGCCCACUAUUGGUAGCAAACCCCAGCUGCCCUCUUCUGUUGCUACAUCUCAGCCUGUUUCAUCACACCCCUACCUCUCCUGCUGCUCAGGGCUUCUCCACACCUACCCAGCUGUACCUCUUCCAUACAGUCAACCCAGCUCGUUUCCCUCCUCAGCACCUCUGGCUUCCUCUCUCCCCUGUGUUUCCUCUUUACCCGCUCCCUUGCAUGGCUCCUGCCUGGCCCCUUCUGGCUUCUACACCUGUGGUGUGGACUGCUGCCCAUCAGCCAGAAGAUCCCAGAGAAGCACACUUGGUGAUCACCCAACCACCACCACUAUCACCACUACAACCACCUCAGCACAAUUCUGCUCUAAUCCUUUGCACCUAAAUGUAGAACGCACAGUUUGUGUGAAGGGAGCACACUACUGCCAGGAUUGCCUGUUGAAGCCCAUGAAUGGUCUGGCGUCAGAGUCGGACAAGGUGUGGCCCAAUGUUCCUAUUACCCAGACUGCUCCUAUCCCUAUCCCCAUUUGCAAUGGCUGUGGCACCUCCUCUGAUGGCAUGAUGCUCAUGCCAUCGGCCAGCCUUGGCAAGACCGGCCAGAAGUAUGGUUCGCCAGAGAAUGGUGGUUCUGAGAACAUCCCUCCGGUGGGUGUCUUCUGGGACAUUGAAAACUGCAGCGUGCCCAGCGGGCGCUCUGCUGGAGCUGUGGUCCAGCGUAUUCGCAGCCAUUUCUUUCAGGGCCACCGUGAGGCAGAGUUCAUUUGCGUCUGUGAUAUCAGCAAGGAGAGUAAAGCUGUCAUCCAAGAGCUCAACAACUGCCAGGUUACUGUUGCACAUAUCAACGCCACAGCCAAGAAUGCUGCAGAUGACAAGCUUCGCCAGAGCCUACGACGCUUUGCUGAGACCCACACUGCACCUGCGACUGUUGUAUUAGUAUCCUCGGAUGUGAACUUUGCAAGUGAGCUGAGUGACCUGCGCCAUCGCCAUGGCUUCCAGGUAAUCCUGGUCCAUGGCAGCCAUACAUCUUCAGCCCUACUGCAGCACGCCCACCGCCAUGUGGCCUUCCAGGAGAUCACCGCUGAUCUGCCACCACGUAUGCUUGUCAAAGCACAGCCCAGUUUCAACCUCCUCUAUGUGCACAACCUCCCUGUCAACUGUGACAAGAGCCUGCGGAACGCUGUGAAGCUCAGGCUGCGCCGCCUGUCAGACAACUGUGGUGGCAAGGUGCUGGGCAUGGCCCAGGGCACAGCAGUCCUCCGUUUUGGCAGCACUGAGGCAGCUGCGCGUGCCCGCAAGCGAAUGGAGAAUGAGGAUGUGUUUGGCCACCAAAUCAGACUUUCCUUCUCCCCACGGCCCCGAGACGAUGCAAGUCCUGAGCUUGAGCUUCAGUCUCGGUCCCAUCACUUGCCUCAGACUCUGCCCCACACGUAUCAAAGCCAGGAUUCAAUGUUCGGCUCUCCCCCAUCCAUAUCCUCUUCCUUUCUGCACCUGGAGAAGCCCAGGUCACCCAGGAGGCAACGGCGAGCAACCCGCCCGUGCCACGCCCCUGGCCCAGUGCCCGAAAGGCCCUACAGCCCCAGGAGAGGGUGCAGUGGGCCUCCCGGUGGUGCUCCAGCCAAGCCCCAUCAGGAGCUGGGUAGUUUGGAGGGCAAGACCAGAAUGGGCUUCCACCACCUGGAGAAAGGCCGUGCUGCUUCCUCUUCCCCUCACAGUAAUGGGGAGACAGGAGCUCUGGAGCAGCUGUCCAAGCCUGGCCUUACUGGAGAAUCUAUGUACAGAAGGAGACGAGAUGGCUCCUACCCUCGCAGUGUGACUGAAUCCCCUGUAGAACAAGGGGACAAAGGCUCAGGGGAGUUCCAGAUUAGCAUUCCCUCAGCUUUCAGCAAGUUGAACCUGCACAGGAGCUUCAGUCCCCUCAUCCUGUCCCAGGGCUCCUGGUCAUCCAGGAGUGUGUCGCCCUGCCUGUCCAGCCGGUCCUCGCCCCUCCUGGCUGCCCCUUGUAGCAUGUGUCCGGAAGGUCCUCCUGAGCCUUUCUCAGAUGGGGCAGAGGUCCAGGUGGCCAACCUGGACUACAGAAUGUCCCGCAAGGAUCUGCAGCAGACACUGCAUGAUACCUUCUCCCGUUAUGGGCGGGUGAAAGCUGUGGAGCUUAGUCCCCACACGGACUAUCAGUUGAAGGCCACAAUCCAGAUGUUUUCCCUGCAGCAGGCCAUAAGUGCUGUCAGUGGCCUGCACCGUUAUAAGAUCGGAGGCAAGCGCAUUCAGGUGUCUCUGAUCACUGGUGGUAGCAGCAAAUCCCUUGUCAUGCUCAGCACAGAGAUCAUCAGCAUUCUUCAGGAUGCGCCUGCAAAUUGCCUUCCCCUCUUCAAGUUUACGGAGAUCUAUGAGAAGAAAUAUUCGCGUAAGCUCGUGGUUGGGGAUCUGUACAGGCUACCAGAGGUGGUGGCAGUGCGGGAACAGGGAGGCUCAAGACUUGUGUGCCUACUGUCCAGCAGCCAAAUACGUCAGAGUCCACUGGGAUCUUCCCAGUCCCAGGAGGGCUCCUCCUCUGCUAGCGGCAGCCCCGUAGUGUUUGAGGAGCUGGAGUACCAUGAACCGGUCUGCAGAGAGCACUACACACAGCAGGACUUCAGUGAGGCUGACUUUGACCCUGACUCCUAUACAAUACCUUUUGUUGUGAUGUCUCUGAGCACCUUAGCAUCUGAGGUCCACAGUCUGUUGCAGUCACAUGAAGGGACUCUUCCAUUACUCAGUUUUCCAGACUGCUAUGCAGCGAAAUUCAGCCCCCUGCAGCUGGGCAACGAGACACUGGAGGGUGGCAUUCCUCUGGAGCAUCUCAUUACAUGUGUUCCCAGUAUCACAAUAGUCACAGCUCAGAACGGCUUCAAAAUCAUCAAGUGGAUCCACAACAAACCACCAGCACCAAACUCUGAAACGUGGAUUCAGCGCUGCAAGAGUCCAGUUGGCAACCCACAGCUCAUCCAAUUCAGCCGAGAGGUUAUUGACCUGUUGAAGAGUCAGCCUUCUUGCAUCAUGCCAAUGAACAAAUUCAUACCAUCCUACCACCAUCACUUUGCCAAGCAGUGCCGUGUCUCUGACUAUGGCUACUCCAAGCUGCUGGAGCUUCUGGAGGCUGUGCCACAUGUCCUGCAGAUCUUGGGUAUGGGUACCAAGCGUUUACUGACCCUGACUCAUCGUGCUCAAGUGAAGCGCUUUACCCAAGACCUGCUCAAACUGCUUAAAUUUCAAGCCAGCAAACAAGUUGCGAUCAAGGACUUCAUGCAGGCAUACCAUUGGUGCUUAUCCAGAGACUGGAGGGUAAUCGAUUAUGGCAUAUGUGACUUGAUGGACCUGCUGAUAGAGAUCCCCGACACCACCAUCACUAUUACACAUCAGGACACGGACACCGUCAUCUCAGUUCCAAAGAGAGAGCGUACCAUGGAGGAAAUGGAGCGCACUAGGCAGUUUGGGAAGGAGGUGGUGGACCUUCUUCGUCACCAGCCUCACUGCCGAAUGGCCUUCAGCAAGUUCAUACCCACCUACCACCAUCACUUCGGUCGUCAGUGCAAACUCAGCUACUACGGCUUCACCAAGCUCAUGGAGCUCUUCGAGGCAAUCCCCAACAUACUGAUGGUGUUGGAGUGUGGUGAAGAGAAAGUGCUGACUCUGACAGAAGUGGAGCGUAUCAAGGCGCUGGCCGCUCAGCUGGUCAAGCUGCUUCGGGCUCAGAAAAACUCCAGCCUUCCUGUGUGCCAGCUGCUCACGGAGUACAGCAAGACCUUUGGUUAUGGUCUACGCCUGCAGGGCUAUGAUGCCAGCUCCCUGCCGGCUCUGCUUGCCAAACUCUGCCAUGUUGUCAAGGUGGUGGAUGGCUCGGGGGGUCGGGAGGUGCAGUUGAUCAAUAGGAAGUCUUUGCGUUCACUGACCUCCCAGCUACUUGCUCUGCUCAUGUCCCAAGAGGACGAGCACGUAACCAGGGGUUUCAAAGUGGAUGAGCUGAGCCAGCAUUACCUGACUGUCCACGGAGCCCCUCUCAACCCAUGUGAAUAUGGGUUCCUGUCCCUCAGCGAGUUACUCAAGAGCCUGCCCUACCUUGUGGAGUUGUACAGUGAAGAAAGCGAUGACAACAACAAAGCUGGCAACACUGCCAGUGGUGUUGAUGAGGAGUGGGUGAGGCUGACCAGGCUCUACCAGUUUGCCCGUAACGUACGCGGCCUGCUCCACACCUACCAUUACAACCAGAUUUUCCUGACGGAGUUCCAGGGGGCUUAUAACAAAUUUACAGGCUGCAGCCUUGAACCACGCUCCUACGGAUACACCAGCACUGAUGAGCUGCUCAGCGCCAUUCCACAGGUGGUCUGGAUCAAAGGGCAUGGUCACAAGAGGAUUAUCGUUUUGAAGAACGAUAUGAAAGGUGAAGCAAGGGCAAGCCCUUCAAUCCCCAACAGCCCCCAGCCAGAAGAGAACACGGCGAGCCCGAGGGACAGCCCGAUUAGCAACGCAACAUCUGGAACCCAGAGUCCAGGUGGCGAUUCAGCGGUAGAAUCGGAGCUGCUGUGUCUGACGUCAGCAGUAGACCUACUGUGUGGUCCUGUACCAUCCUGCCUACCGUCACCUCAGCUCCACCCUGUUCCCCUCCAGGAGACGGACCUGAUUCACUUUGAGGAGAAAAUUCCAACAGUGAGUGAUGAACCUGAUGCUGCAGCGGUCGCUGACAGCACACCUGACCCACCUGGGCCGCCUGGCAGCACAGACGACUCUGCAGUCCCCAAACCUCCGCCCCCCUCUGACAUGAAGACCCCCUUGUCCAUGGACAGUCCCAGCAGAAGAGCCACACGCAGCAGAAUUAAGCUAGCUGCCAACUUCUCAUUCACAGCAGGUCUCUGAUCCGUUUCUCACACACACACACACACACACACACACACACACACACACACACACACACGCACAGCAAUACUAGUUCACACAUAGUGUAACUCUAAAUACAAGAGUUGAGCGGCUACACUGAACACACUACACAGAAGUCACACACACACACACACACACCCCGAGGAGCAUUGGCGUUGUCCCGUCUACAUCCUUAACAGGCUGUCUGUUGCUUUUCUUCUUGAUCGGUCAUCGGCCAUCUUUGUUUGCUUAUUUCACAAUCGGUGUGUUCUUUCCGAUGACGUUCACCAAGCUGUGAUUUUUCUUCUUGCAGAUUUUCUGCAAUUCUUUGAAUUGAAUUGCCAAAUUCAUCUACUGUAACGUGUGUUUGAUUUCAUCUCCAUAGAAGUUAAAUUAUAUUUCUGCAUCUUCAGUUCAGAGCCACGUUGUGUCAAAGAACACUCGCUGGCUUACAAUGAAUGCGGAGUCUAAAGAUGAGUUAGUUGUCACUGUAUACAUGUAUCGGGUAAUGGGAGAAAUGCUGGGGAUGAGUAACUAAGUUUUGUGUUAAAUCCAAGAAAUGUAGUUACCCACAUUCUCAGAUUAUACAACUGCCAAAUAACAGAAGUAUACGUCCUUGCUGUAUCCCUGAAAACAGAGCAUUUAAUUUAUUACAUUCAAUAAUUUUUACGCUCCUUUUCAAAUUUUGGGAGAAUUUGCUUUGUAGGUAACCAUAGACCUGUCAACCAAACUGGCCGCUAAGCACCACACGGUUUCGUUCUUUCAGUCUUCUCAUGGGUAAAGUACUAAGGAAUUCUAAAGAGGUAGCUUCUCUUUUAGGUAUAUUCUUCUCUUUUGUCUCUGUUUAGUAACCCUCAGGACAGUAUUUUAAGUUCCUUUUUAUAUUAUGCGGAGUAUGUGGUAGUCCGUGUAAGGGUUUGGGCUUAAUGUGUGGUGUAUUUGAUGGCAAUUUAAUGGUGGGACUUAACAUUAGUGUUAACUUUUCAUAUCGUGGCUUAGUUAACUGAAGCCAACGGUCUUUGAACAGUUAAAGCAUCGAUGGCAAACUUUUGAUUGCUAUUGCGACAAGCACUGCUCUCAGGAAUUUUUUUAUUCUUGUUGUACUUUGACUUAAUUUAUUGCAAAGAUUUCGGCUCGUCUCUCUCCAGGGCCACUAAUGAAGGCCUGGAAGGGGGUGGCUCUUUAACACUCUUGCCAGAUGUGCGCUCCGGCAGCAGGAACUAAGAUGUAUACCGCACUUUAAUUGUUCGGCUUUCACCAGCAGCCGGUGUGUCGUGUUCUUUUUAGCUGUGUUUUGUCUGUGUGGUUUACACCGGAGUAGGUGGCGUGAAAUAUGCAUGGUGUGCAUACAUGAGUUUAUGCAUGGUGUAAGCCCAGGAGGAGCAGACAGGAACAGACAUUCUUUAAGAUCGGUCUUUUAUUUCCACCAUGUUUUAGGGGUCUUAGAGUUGGCGUCACCCUUGCAGUUGCCACAUUAAAUGCUCAGGGUUUUUAGAGUUAACCUUGUUGCUCGUAAAGCACCGUGUCUGUAGUGAUGUCCACUGCCUGAGUUUGAAGAGUUGGAGGGGAGCAGUAAGCGCUCCUGAGUUUUUGAUUUUUAAUGACAAGGUGAUUGGUUGUGAGUUUUUAGGGGAAAGAUGUGUCAGGGUGGGGGCGGGGGGCGGUAGGCUGUUUGUGGAGCACCAAGGGGGCUCUGGGCAGCCUCCUGCACAGACUGACGUACACACAGAGGACCCUCUGCGGCUCUCUGGAAUCUGCAAUGGCUUUUACAAUGGCUUGUAUUUGCCACGGUGCCAAAAUGAAUCGCCAUCGUAUCUCCCCAUCCCUCCCAUCUCACAUAGAGGAGUUUUUACUUACUGAUGUGUGUUGGUUUCUCCGUUUUCCUCUCUCAAGUGUUUACAAGAUUGCUGGCUGCUGAAUUUGCCAUCAAAUAAUGUCGGCUGCCGGGACGUUUAGCACGACCGAGGCGCUGCUGAAGUCGAAGGGUUGUUGUGGUUUUUGUUCAGGGAAAAGGUUCAAAGAAUGGGUAAAAGCCCAUUUAAUCAGUUUCUGUCCCGUUUCAGUGUUAACCUCUUUAGCCAGUGUUGAUACUUUUUUUUUUUUUUUUUUUUUUUUUUUUUUUUGUCAGACUUGGUUUUGGCUUGGUACGAAAAGCCUUUUUAAAGCUGAGAGAUUCCACCUGCCAACUCUCCAAAAUCUGUCUGAAUGCCAAUCCGAAUGUUUUUAAUUAGGGCGGUUAGGGUUCAGGUCUCUCCUGCAAUGUUUUACUGUCUGGACACCUCUUUGAUUAAGGAAUGAGCACCUCGAAAUAGUUAAUUAUUUAGAAUUGGUAAUGUUUAAAAAAUGGGCUAAAAAAAAAAAAUGCUCAGAUGAAAUAUCUAGAUUUAACUUUGGCAGUAAGGAUGGAUAACUUUUUGUGACUUUGAGCAAAACCUAGCUCUCCCUCAGAGUACUGCAGUGGCAACUAACUCGUGAAUAUAUUUUACUCUAUAUUUCUCUCUUUCUCUGUUUUGGUUACAUCAGUGAGAAGCUAUUGUACCGGUCAAAAUAUGCACUUUUGCAUAGUUUUGGUUCAUGAAAUAAUGUGAAAUUCGGUAGUGAGCUGGGAGGGGUUGAAAUGUGUUUUUGUGUCUCUACCUCUUUCUGUUUAACUGUAUGAGACCUCAUCUUGCUUAUUCAGUUAUGUUGCACAACUGUUCUACGGUUAAAGAAAAGGUUUAAUUAACUCAAUAGUGUCCUUUUUAAAUUAAACUGUGAUUUACUUUUUGUUUACAACUUUGUCACUUAUGUGUUCACCCCCCCCCUCUCUGUCACACCGUUUUACUGCAUCACCGCACCAGAAGUUGCUGUAACAGUUUAACGUUGUUGAAGGGACCAAAAAAAGGAUUUCUGUUAUUAAAUUUCACAAGCAUCAA